AAUCUAACACUGGCACACACACACACACUGGUGCUGUUUGCGUCUACAUCAGAGAUUCAGUUCAUGAUUGCUGCUUGAAUAGUGAGGGUCGGUCCAUCGAGGGUGUUUGCUUGCGUCGUCUUGUUUAAAACGGAAUUUGAGAAUGCAACAACAAAACAACACACAGACGGCAUUAAGUUCCAGGAUGACAGCAUCAUUGCCCGACCGCUUCAGCGCCGGCAAGCGCCAGUUUUGGCGCGAGUUCUUGGCCCUCUACCAAGACAUGCCGGAGCUCUGGGAUGCCAACCACUUGAACUACCGAAACAAGGAGCUGAGAAACAGAGCCUACGAGCGGCUGGAGACGAAACUAAGGGAGAUCCAGCCAAAUGCAACCCGCACUGAAGUUGGGCGUCGCAUCAACAUCUUUCGCACGAACUACCGGCGGGAGCAGAUGCGGAUUCUUAAACAAAAGGAACUCGGAUUCCACUCGGACCUAUGCAAGCCCACGCUUUGGUUCUACGACUACAUGGGAUUUCUCCUCACACAGGAGUCGUUCCAACAGGGCAGAUCCAGGAAGGUUCGCGUAGCGGCAACCAUAAAACCAAAGAGGAUGUUUGAGUUUGGAAAAGACGCCUCAUCUGACCCACUUGAUACCGUGAGUGAGUGGGCGACAAAGGAGACACUAGCAAGCUACCUACCAGAGCCAGGCGCACCACCAUCAGAGGAGAACUCUCUGCUGAGUCCGAAAGUUGAGAUCAUCGAGCAGGACGAGGAGCCCAUGGAUACCGACAGGCACACUCAAGGAGAGGAUGUCAAGCCGGAAACGUGUGGCCUUGACACAUCCGACUACACGGAUCGCACGAACGUCUCCACCAACGCGACGUUGACUGUGGCCAGACAAUCGAAUAGUUUAGAUGCUCCUCCAGCUUUGAGCGAGGCCUCGGAGGUGCUGGCCAAGUCGUGGGCGGUCCAAUAUGAAGAGAUGGCUCCGACGCAACGAAUCUUGGCUCGAAAAGCCAUCGCCGAUAUUCUCUUUGAAGGCUGCAUGGGCAACUUGCGAAUAAACCGCGGCGAACAGCGCAGCUCAGUGGGAAACCAUUUGUAAAUCUGAUAAUUAUACAAUUUAUAUAAAUAAUAGCCAUUUUAA
Messenger RNA from Drosophila guanche, 1126 nucleotides. RefSeq lists its product as uncharacterized. The transcript is spliced from 3 exons. Bases 143 to 1084 code for a protein of 313 amino acids. The record is from RefSeq and is a predicted model, not a curated record. NCBI's taxonomy places the organism in Eukaryota, Metazoa, Arthropoda, Insecta, Diptera, Drosophilidae.